GGUAUGCUAAUGCAUGCAACCUCUUGAAGUAAUUUGAUCCGGCUUAUCGCUCACGCUGCGAUAAAACCCUUAAUCCAAAGGACCGAGGGAUUCAGCACCAGAAAACGGUCAGAGUGAUCCUCAAAAUGUCGACGAAAGGUUUGGAUCACUGGGGAGAUAUACUCGUGGUCGUCAUUUACUUCUGUUUAAUUCUUGGAAUUGGAAUUUGGACUUUGUGCAGACCAAACAGAGGGAAUGUAAACAGCUAUUUCCUAGCAGGGCGUUCCAUGCCCUGGUUCGCAGUUGGAGCCUCCCUUUUCUCCAGUAAUAUCGGCAGUGAACAUUUCGUGGGUCUGGCAGGGGCCGGUGCCUCGUCAGGAAUCGUCCUCGUCUUCUACGAGUGGUUUGUUAUAUUCGAGAUUUUGGCCUGUGCAUGGGUAUUCCUUCCCGUUUACAUUUCAGCUGGGGUUUUCACUUUACCUGAAUACCUCCAUCGAAGACAUGGACGGGGGCGGAUCAGAGUUUAUCUCAGCUCUUUGGCGCUUGUCCUGUACAUUCUCUCCAAACUUGUGGUAAGCAUUUUUUCUGGAUCUAUGUUCAUACAGAUGGCUUUGGGGUGGAACAUGUACGCCUCCAUCAUUGCCCUUCUACUAAUCACUGGUGUUUUUACCAUGUUAGGGGGACUUACAGCUGUGAUGUACACAGACACCUUCCAGACUGCCGUCAUGAUGAUUGGAGCAGUUAUUGUUACCGGUUACGGUUUUGAAGAAGUUGGUGGGUUUUCAAACCUUCAGGCAAAGUAUAUGAAUGCCAUCCCUUCCGUUCGCAAUGAGAAUACGUCUUGCGGUUUGCCAAAGGCAGAUGCCUUCCAUUUGUUCCUGGACCCAGUGAAUAGUGACUACCCUUGGCCGGCAAUUCUGGUCAUGUCAACUCUUGGUGCGUCUUGGUAUUGGUGCUGUGAUCAGAUGAUCGUUCAGCGGUCUCUGGCAGCCAAAAAUCUAUCCCAUGCGAAGGGCGGCUCCAUUAUGACAGGGUACAUAAAGCUUUUACCAAUGUUCUUACUGGUAUUUCCAGGGAUGAUCAGUAGGGUUCUGUAUCCAGAUGAAGUAGCUUGUGCAGAGCCGUCAGUGUGUGAAAGGGUGUGUGAUAAUUCAGCCGGCUGCUCCAACAUUGCCUACCCCAAACUGGUGCUAGAGCUUCUGCCUUACGGUCUGCGUGGUUUGUUAAUGGUGGUGAUGUUCUCCGCUGUUAUGAGCUCGCUGACGUCCAUAUUUAACAGCUCCAGUACAAUCUUCACCAUGGACAUCUGGAGGAGAAUCCGGAGAGAAGCAACACAGAGGGAACUUCUACUGGUGGGCAGAGUGUUCGUGAUAUUUAUGUGUGGUGUCAGUGUUCUCUGGGUACCUAUCAUUAAAUCUUCUUCUGGAGGACAGCUGUUCACUUAUAUGACGGCAGUAGAGGGUUAUAUUGCUGCGCCCUUGGGUGUGGUUUUCCUCCUUUCAAUAUUUUGGACAAAGACUACAGAACCGGCAGCAUUUUUUGGGCUUAUAAUUGCCAACAUUAUUGGAGGUAUACGUCUGGUGCUAGAAUUUGUGUAUCCAACGCCAUCUUGUGGAGAAAUGGAUCAAAGACCGACAAUUCUGAAGAUGAACUAUUUGUAUUUCGGAGUAAUGCUUCUCUUUAUCACAGCGUGUAUCAUUGUGGUUGUCAGCAUGUUCACUUCUCGCAGAAGUCUUGAAGAGCUUAAAGGGGUGACAUGGUGGACCCGAUAUGGCCAGGAGAAACCAGGGGAGAUAAAUCUGGAUAACCAAUCUGAGGCAGACUUUGAGACAAAAGAAAAUGGACCAAGUCAAGAAAAAGAAGACGGAGAAGCAGAAGAUAAGACUGUUUGUCAGAAGAUCCUGACCUUUCUUUUCGGACACACUGAUGUACAUCAGAUUGAAGAAUUUCUCGUACAGAAACGACGACAAUUUCUUCACCAGGGUAGAAAAUCCAAAAUUCUUCUCAAUGCAAACGCGUUACUGUUAAUGCUGGUUAUUGCAUUCCUUACUGGAUUUUUUCAUUAGAAAGAGAGAGUUUUUCCUCAUGUGCAUACUCAUGUUGCGUAUUCAAAUGUUCUUAUUACAGAUACAUUGGUCUUGAUGUUGAUUAGUAAUAAUACUAACGUACUGAACAAUACAUUAGUUAUAAUGUAAAUAAAAAGACUAAUGCAAAGCUUU
Messenger RNA from Saccostrea echinata, 2198 nucleotides. Its product is annotated as sodium/glucose cotransporter 4-like. The coding region runs from base 126 to 2045 and encodes 639 amino acids. Gene Ontology annotation, molecular function: D-glucose:sodium symporter activity. Gene Ontology annotation, biological process: transmembrane transport. NCBI's taxonomy places the organism in Eukaryota, Metazoa, Mollusca, Bivalvia, Ostreida, Ostreidae. The transcript is spliced from 15 exons. Gene Ontology annotation, cellular component: plasma membrane. The record is from RefSeq and is a predicted model, not a curated record.